Hibiscus syriacus is the source of this 632-nucleotide messenger RNA. RefSeq lists its product as uncharacterized. The record is from RefSeq and is a predicted model, not a curated record. The coding region runs from base 102 to 632 and encodes 176 amino acids. The transcript has 3 exons. Lineage: Eukaryota; Viridiplantae; Streptophyta; Magnoliopsida; Malvales; Malvaceae.
CUUUUUCCCUUUAUUACCUUUCUCUAUUUAUAACCCCCCCACAUAUCCCCCGUUGCAUGGGAAGAAAAAAAACAAGAGGAAAAAAGGAAGUUUGAGAAGACAUGGAAGUGGGUGUUAAUGAGGUUGAAGAUGAUGUGUUCUUUGCAGACUUAAACAAGCAAAUUUCUUUGCUAAUCAUGGAUGAUGAUAAUGAUGAACCAGUUGCUACAUACCCUUCAGUUUCUUUCCAGACAUUCUGUGGAGCAAAUUAUCAAACAGGUCGACCCCCACAUCUUGAAAGCAAAGGCACGGGAGUUUUUAUCCCGAGGUCAUUGCAGCCAACAAGGAAGCAUGGGCAAAGAAGAUUCACUUCAUUCAACAACAAUUCCAACAGGUAUAAGCAUAAUAACGGUACAAAAAUGGCUUCUCGACAAUCUUUCAACGAUCCUUACACAUCUUCUUCAAGUGUUUUUUACUUGCCAAAAGGAUUUUCCAAAUUCUUCUGUUUCUCUCUGUCCAAAUGUGACCACAUUCCGCAAAAGCUUCAAGAUGGUAAUGGUAGGGAGAAGCGACAUGCCCUUGAGCUUUUAAACUGUCCUGCUAAGAACAUUAUUCCAGAUGAGGUCUCUAUGAUAGUUUCCAUUGCUGCAUAA